UUUUCUUUUUUACUGUGUAGCGAUGGAAUGCAAUCAAUUAUAAUAUUAGGAAAAGUAUCGGAUACCUCAAGCGUUACUUUUAAAAUCGUCCCAGAAUUUCCAUUUUGUUGGGAUGGGUUUGUUUUGGUGACGCUCAAAUAGCCCCACAGUGUGAAUUCAAUUACGGGAGGUGUGUCCAAAUCGCUCAGCGUCAAAUGGGCACCACUUUAGACAAGCGGCACAAGUACGACGUACCGCACGGGACAGCGUGUAGAUUUAUAGCCUUUUGCUUGGUCUAAAUAUGUGGGGGGUGCUGCUUUUAGGUUUGGCCCUUUUCCUCCUGGUGGUGUGCAUCUUUGGCAAAAGGGAACCGGCGCACUUCCCGCCCGGGCCACUCGCACUGCCUCUCGUUGGGAAUGUCUUCAACAUCCCCGUCAAGCAGCCUCACGUAUACCUCACGCAGUUGGCCGAAACUUACGGGAACGUGUUCUGCAUCCGCGUGGGGCAAGAGAAGACGGUUUUCGUAUGCGGAUGGAAGACGGUAAAAGAAGUGCUGGUGACGCAGGCUGACAAAUUUGUGGACAGGCCAUACCAAGCCUUGUUUUCCAGACUGUACAAUCAACACAAAGGGGGGAUUUUGUGCUGCAACGGCGAGACGUGGAGGACGCAGCGUCACUUCGCCAUGGGAAUGCUGCGCACCUUCGGCCUGGCCGACGGCACCCUGGAGAGGAGCGUAUGCCAGGAGAGCCAACACCUGCAACGGGCCGUGGAAGAACACAAAGGCGAAUUGUUUGAUCCGGCGGACUUGUUGAACAGAGCGGUGGGGAACAUCAUCUGCCAGGUCAUUUUUGGGAGGAGGUUCGACUACAAUGAUCCAAAGAUCCAGCAAUUGCACGAGAACCUGACAGAGCUGGUCUAUCUGGAGGGUUCCGUGUGGGGCCAGCUCUACAAUGCCUUCCCAGCGCUGAUGAAGCGAUUGCCCGGUCCCCACAACGCAAUCUUCACCAACUUCCAAGCCCUGCAGGAGUUCAUCGGCGCCCAGAUAAAGAGCCACAAGUUGGCUUUGGACCCCAGCGAUCCACGAGAUUACAUCGACGCCUUCCUGGUGGCGAGCGACAACGAAGCGAACGCAGAAUUGGGUUUCACAGAAGAAAAUCUGGUUCUGUGCUGUAUGGAUCUGUUCCUUGCUGGGACGGAGACUUCCUCCAAGACGCUACAGUGGGGCCUCAUUUUCCUCAUCCAGAACCCUCAAAUCAUGGAUAAAGUCCAAACGGAGAUCGAGCGAGUGAUUGGGACGAGCCGCUUACCCAAGAUGAGCGACAGAGCCCACAUGCCCUAUACGAACGCAGUCAUCCAUGAGAUCCAGAGGAUGGCCAACGUCGUUCCCCUCAACGGAACCAGAGUGGCCUCGAAAGACAUCCAACUGGGAGGUUGCGUCAUCCCCAAGGGCAGCACCGUGUUGGCCAUCUUGACGUCGGUGCUCUUUGACAAGAACGAAUGGGAAACUCCGCACGUGUUCAACCCCGGACAUUUCCUGGACUCCAAUGGCAAUUUUGUCAAAAGGAAUGCAUUCUUACCUUUCUCUGCCGGAAAACGUGCAUGUGUGGGUGAGGCCCUGGCCAGGAUGGAGCUGUUCUUGUUCUUGGUGGCCAUGCUGCAGAACUUCACCUUCUCGGCUGCGGAAGGAGUGGAGCUGAGCUCGGAAGGAAUCGUCGGAGUGACGCGCACCCCGUACCCCUUCAAGAUCCGCGCCACGCCCCGCUGAGGGUUCAACAUGCACAUUCACAGUUUUUAUUUAUUUUGUUUUAUUUAUUUUUUUUAAUUCUGCUUGGCUCCCUGCAAAGGCGGACACUUUUUGCUCUGCUCCUGCAACUCCUGCCA
Molecule: messenger RNA, 1860 nt
Organism: Hippocampus zosterae (dwarf seahorse)
Lineage: Eukaryota; Metazoa; Chordata; Actinopteri; Syngnathiformes; Syngnathidae
Product: cytochrome P450 2J5-like
Exons: 9
Coding region: 281-1744 (487 amino acids)
Biological process (GO): xenobiotic metabolic process
Cellular component (GO): intracellular membrane-bounded organelle; cytoplasm
Molecular function (GO): heme binding; oxidoreductase activity, acting on paired donors, with incorporation or reduction of molecular oxygen, reduced flavin or flavoprotein as one donor, and incorporation of one atom of oxygen; iron ion binding
Source: RefSeq, a predicted model, not a curated record